This is a messenger RNA of Diversispora eburnea, 125 nucleotides long. Lineage: Eukaryota; Fungi; Glomeromycota; Glomeromycetes; Diversisporales; Diversisporaceae. The record is from the annotation of a GenBank genome assembly.
CAAAUGAUCAAUACACUUAUAAUUUUACGUUACAUGCCAUGCAUAAUAUAAUAGACACAAUAGUUUUUUCUUAUGAUUUUACUCAAGUUUCUUUUUCUGAAGACUAUAAUAAUAACUCUCCUAAG